CGAGACACGCUUAAAUUUAGGAAUCGUAAUAAGAGAAUUCAAUCCAUUAAAAAACACUAAUAUAUUUCAUCUGAAACUCCAAUAGAUCUAAAAGUUGGUUUAGGGUCACGUCAAGAUCUGAAUCGCCAAUGCAUUUCUUAACUACCAAUGACGGAGCUUUACUCUUCCUUUCUUCCAUUUCGAAGUUUUCAACUUAGCUCGCUCAGCUCAAAGCUUCUGAAAAUCCAAAUGAUCCUUACUUGAUAAGCUAAGCUAAACCAAAAACCCAACUAAACUUACAGCCAUGCCGUCAUCUCCUAAAUACCUUCAUUCCCGCCUUUCGCCGCCAUCCCCUUCCCGCCGAUCAGCGUUCCUAAUGUUCUUCUGCCUCUUUAUCGGCAUCUCCGGCCUCAUCUUCGGACUCACUGCCCCGUCCGGCUACCGCUGUUCCCAUACCACCGCUGACCCACGAUCUGUUCGCGUGGUCUGGGACAUCAAUUCUAAUACUAAUCUUAACAAUAACAAUAACGACGGUUCCGUUUUGAAUACCGAGAAGAAGAGGCACAAGGUUAUGGGGUUUGUAGGGAUUCAAACUGGGUUUGGCUCUGCUGGCCGGCGAGAGUCAUUGAGGAAGACGUGGAUGCCGUCCGAUCUCCAGGGCCUUCAACGGUUGGAGGAAUCUACUGGUUUGGCUUUCAGGUUUAUUAUUGGUAAAACUAAUGAUAAAUCGAAGAUGGCUAAGCUGAAGAAGGAAGUUGCAGAAUACGAUGAUUUCUUGCUAUUAGAUAUCGAGGAACAGUAUAGUAAGCUCCCCUAUAAAACUUUAGCAUUCUUUAAAGCUGCUUAUGCGCUUUUUGAUUCAGAGUUUUACGUUAAAGCUGAUGAUGACAUAUACUUGAGACCAGAUCGUCUCUCCAUACUCUUGGCCAAAGAGCGUGGCCACUCUCAAACAUAUCUUGGAUGCAUGAAAAAGGGGCCAGUAUUCACUGAUCCAAAGCUCAAAUGGUACGAACCACUGUCCUUUUUGCUUGGGAAGGAGUAUUUUCUUCAUGCUUAUGGUCCAAUAUAUGCUCUUUCUGCUGAUGUUGUUGCAAGUUUAGUUGCUCUUAGAAACGACAGUUUUAGGAUGUUCAGCAAUGAGGAUGUUACAAUUGGUGCAUGGAUGCUUGCAAUGAAUGUUAAUCACGAGGAUGAUAGAGCACUGUGUGAACCGGAGUGUACGCCAUCAUCUAUUGCUGUCUGGGAUAUUCCUAAGUGUUCAGGGCUCUGUAAUCCUGAAACCAAACUAUUGGAGCUCCAUCAGCAGGAAAGUUGCUCAAAAAGCCCAACUAUGGCAUCUGAUGAUGAGUAGCAUUUCCGUCUCAUUUUCUUCCAAAUUUGUUGCACUGAAGAAGCAUUUACAAGAGUUGCAUACUUCCUGUUGGCUGUGCUGCUAUCAGAUACGUCUAAUCAAUUUCCUUCAACACAUCUUAAUUUUUUCCUCUGCUACCUUCUUAGAUUAUUCAUUCUUUCUGUAAUCACCUCUCAAAUGUUGUAGAUUAGAAAGAACAGAAUUUUACAAAACCCUAAAUUUUCAGUCAAAGCUUUAGAAUUUAGGAUAAGAGAAGCAAUUAGGGUGAUUACAGAUAGAAAUUUUUUGCUUUCAUAUAUCCAAUCCCAACUAGUUUGGGAUUAAGGUUUAGCUGUUGUUGCUAUUGUAAUUAUAGUGAUAUUGAAUACAUCAUACCAUAUUUUGAUGGCAAACAGCUCAUUUGCAAGGCAAAUACCAAAGCUGUUGCAUUGUUUAUUA
This is a messenger RNA of Jatropha curcas, 1768 nucleotides long. RefSeq names its product putative beta-1,3-galactosyltransferase 14. Gene Ontology annotation, cellular component: Golgi membrane. Lineage: Eukaryota; Viridiplantae; Streptophyta; Magnoliopsida; Malpighiales; Euphorbiaceae. The record is from RefSeq and is a predicted model, not a curated record. Gene Ontology annotation, molecular function: galactosyltransferase activity.